AAAGUAUGAGAUCAAGUUUAAUCAUAUUGUAAGUUGUGCAUUGAUCAAUAUGUAUUCAAGGUGUGGUGAUAUUGAUAAGGCACAACGAGUUUUUGAUCGGAUGAAAGAGAGAGAUGUCAUUACUUAUAAUUCAAUGAUUUCAGGGCUUGCUAUGCAUGGAAAGAGUAUCGAUGCCAUAAAAAUAUUUCAACAAAUGAAGAAGCAAGGUAUUAGACUAAACAACAUUACAUUCAUUGGUGUGCUGAAUGCAUAUAGUCAUAAAGGUCUACUAGAGUUGGAAUAUGACAUUUAUCACUCCAUGACUAGAGAUUUAUUAGAUCCAACCACAAAUAGAGCACUAUGGAUGCAUGGUUGAUCUCCUCGAGCGCGUUGGCCGGCUUGAAGAUGCUUGUAACUUCAUCUGAGAAAUGAAAAUAGCUCCGGAUCAUAUAAUUUUGGGUGCGCUAUGUGCUUGUAAAAUUUAUGGGAACAUUGAAAUAGGAGAAGCAGUUGCAAAAAUCUUAGUGGAUUGUGGGUAUGCAGAUUCUGGAACGUACAUUCCCUCAUCAAGUGUCUAUGCAUUUUCUGGGAGAUGGAAUGAGCUUGCAGAAGUGAGAGCAAAGAUGGUAGAGGGUGGAAUGCUAAAGGAAUUAGGCUGUAGUUCAAUUGAAGUGAACAAUGAGAUCCAUGAGUUCCUUCUCGGAGAUAUCAUACAUGUUGAGAGGGAACAAAUUUUCAAGAAGUUAGAGGAGCUUAAUCAUGCAUUAAAAUUGGAAGGAUACCUAUCAACAACACAAAUGGUUAUGCAGGGUGUCGAGGAUGGGCAAAAUGAAUGGGCUUUGGCAAUACACAGUGAGAGGUUGGCGAUAUGCUAUGGACUAAUCUCAACCACAACGUAUCCAACUUUGAGGAUUGGGAAAAAUCUAAGGGUAUGUAAUGACGGCCACUCCAUGCAUCAAGUUUGUGUCUAAGAUUAUCCGGAGAAAGAUUGUGGUUAUGGAUUGCUAUAGGUUCCAUUAUCUCGAAAGUGAAGCUUGUUCUUGUGGAGAUUAUUGGUAACUCGUAUUU
Messenger RNA from Juglans microcarpa x Juglans regia, 1047 nucleotides. Its product is annotated as pentatricopeptide repeat-containing protein At1g08070, chloroplastic-like. The record is from RefSeq and is a predicted model, not a curated record. The coding region runs from base 408 to 950 and encodes 180 amino acids. Lineage: Eukaryota; Viridiplantae; Streptophyta; Magnoliopsida; Fagales; Juglandaceae. The transcript has a single exon. Gene Ontology annotation, molecular function: zinc ion binding; RNA binding. Gene Ontology annotation, biological process: RNA modification.